GUUUUUCACAUUCACCGCUUCUUUUCUCCUGCUCCUCCUCCUUUUUGCUUACUUCCAUUCUGUGUGCUCAUCUCUGGAGUUACUCAGUGCUGAACCUUUAAAAAAAAGAAAGAAAGAAAAAAAAACCCAUCUCACCAAAGACAAGGAUUCCAGGGGGUGCUUUCAAAUGAAUUCCUCCCCUCACCCUCCCUUUCUUGUGUCUCACAACAUUGUGUCCUCACAACUCAGGGGAGCUGAGAGCAGAAAGGCACAGAAGAGAAGUGGAGGAGAAUGCUCUGGCUCUCUGUGUGUAUAGAUGUAUGUUUUUCUCCAGAGCUAGCUUCAUCUCUGAAGAUGGCAUUAGGAGCUUGGAAAAACGCACACACACAACUUUCUAGCUUUAUGGCAAAGCUUGCAUGAAAAAUCCAGGCAGGAAAAAAAAUUCAUAAAACUUUACCCAACCAAGGGCUUGCAGAGAGGGAGCUGGGAGCAAAGUCGUAAAAGUUUGGGAUCAGCUUAAUUUUUUGGAGUGUGUGUAUGUGUGUAUGUGUGUGAUUCUCCAGAAGAAAACAGAAAGAAGAGGGGUAAACAUUUCCUUUCCUUUGCAGUCAUGGCAUUGGGGACUUCAUUGCUUGGAUUUUAUAUAGGGCUACUGUUUUCCUUGCUGGAAUUGUGGAUUAUAUCCGCUGUGAGUUUGGAGCCAAUAUACUGGAAUACAGCAAACAAAAAGUUCCAGGCGGCAGGCGGCUACAUCUUGUACCCACAGAUUGGUGACCGGCUGGAUUUGAUCUGCCCGCGCUCCCGCCCACCUGGCCCCUUCUCCACAGAUGAGUAUGAGUUCUACAAGCUGUACCUGGUGCCAGUGGAGCAGGCGCGGGCCUGCGAGAUCCUCCGCAUUCCCAACCUGCUGCUGACGUGUGACCGUCCUGAGCAUGAUGUGCGUUUCACCAUUAAGUUCCAGGAGUACAGCCCCAAUCUUUGGGGACACGAAUUCAAGAGCAAUCAAGAAUAUUACAUCAUCACCACCUCAGAUGGUACCAAGGAGGGGCUGGAGAACCUGAAAGGUGGCGCCUGCCUGUCUAAGGGAAUGAAAGUCAUCUUGAAAGUCGGACAACAUCCUGGUACAGGUUCCAAGUCCCAGAAAUCGGUACCAGAAAUGCCGCCUGAGCAGGCGCGUGGGACCCUGGGAGGAGCAGACCCCAGCAAGGAGAGUGGUACAGGUGCUGGGAACUCAACAAGCCAGGCUGGGGGUGAAAAUGGGCCCCUGCCCCAGUCCAACGUGCCAGUGGUGGCUGGGGCGGCGGGAGGUGCCACCUUUGUGGCACUAGCAGCAGCAGGUGUGGCAGGGGCUGUGUGCUGGCGCCGCCGGCGGGCCAAACAGAGUGACACUCACCACCCGUCCCUCUCGUUGAGUGGCUUGAGCAGCCCGAAGCGGGGGGCUGGCAGCGGGGGUGGGAACAACAAUGGCUCAGAGCCCAGUGACAUCAUCAUCCCACUACGGACUGCGGACGGUGCCUUCUGCCCCCACUACGAGAAGGUGAGCGGAGACUAUGGCCACCCCGUCUAUAUCGUCCAGGAGAUGCCCCCCCAGAGUCCUGCCAAUAUCUACUACAAAGUAUGAGGGGGGGCCUGGGCCCUCCUGGCCCUGGUGAUGGACAUACGCCUCCCCCAAGGUGGACCAGCUGCUCCCUAAUGCUGGUGGGGUUAACCCACAGCAAAGGUGGCUCCCCCUCCUGCACUGGAUGGAGACAACACCCCCUGCCCCCCACAUGGACAGCUCCUGGCACAGAUGGAGUUAACAGACUGCGAAGAUGGACUUCCUUGUACUGAGCGCCCGGGCACCAACAGGGUUAAUGGGGAUUGGGGUUCCCCACAUCUCCCAUUCUUCUUUCUGGGGGUGGCUCAGAGGGGGCCCCUUCCCUAGUCACUCCAGCUCAGCUUCCCCAUCCCUACAAUCCCUUGCACCCAGGGCCCUGCUGCAUCGGGGAUGGGGAGCUGCCUCCCCACCCCUGCUGCAUCGGGGAUGGGGAGCUGUGGGGGAAGGGCAGGAGUGGCUAUUUCAUGUCACAGGGUAGGGUAGGAGGGAGAUCAGCCCUUUUCAGGAGAUUCCUCCCCGGGGGGUCAGUUUCAUUCCUCCCCUCUUUCUGCCCAAUCCCUCUUCAUGUGGAAAAGUGGAGGGAGGGAAAAGUUUGAUUAUUUUGAUCCUUCAAGGCUCCACUGGGGCCUUUUCUAUGCCACUGUUUGAAAAUGUGAUUCAGUAAAAUGGCUGCAGGUCGCACACCCCACCCUUUUGAUCAGAGAGACAUUUUUACCUGAGGGGGCCAGGCAUGGAGGUACAAGGGUGGACUCGUCUUUUUCACACACCUGCAUUCUGCAAGAAGCGAACCUUAAUCCACAGGAAUUGAAUCACAGAAUCCCAGGGCUGGAAGAGACCUCAGGAGGACAUUGACUCCAACCCCUGCCCAAAGCAGGACCAACCUCAACUAAAAGUGACAUAUUGCCUGACAGGAAAUGAGGCACACAAAGCUUCUGGCUAAGGAGAGACUUGCUGUUUUUGGAUGUGACUUCCUGUAUUGUGUGGGACUGACUGUUUCUGGCUGGAAAUGGCUCCAAGGCAAAAGAAAUGGGGGAGGUGGAAUCUUUGAGGGCUUUAACCAAGUUUUUUGACCUGGGAAUUUCUUAGCUUUGUUGGUGGAAUUUACUGUUCAAUCACGUGCAUUAUAGAAGUUCUUGUGCA
This is a messenger RNA of Pelodiscus sinensis (Chinese soft-shelled turtle), 2716 nucleotides long. It is a transcript of the gene EFNB3, whose product is annotated as ephrin B3. Gene Ontology annotation, biological process: axon guidance; ephrin receptor signaling pathway. Lineage: Eukaryota; Metazoa; Chordata; Testudines; Trionychidae. Gene Ontology annotation, molecular function: ephrin receptor binding. The record is from RefSeq and is a predicted model, not a curated record. Gene Ontology annotation, cellular component: plasma membrane.